Molecule: messenger RNA, 405 nt
Organism: Staurois parvus
Lineage: Eukaryota; Metazoa; Chordata; Amphibia; Anura; Ranidae
Source: the annotation of a GenBank genome assembly
UGUGCCACUUUCAGGUCUCCUCACACACUGCUGGUGUGUUCCAUUUUUUGUCAUAGGGUGCUGGCAGAUUACGGGCCUCCCAUUGCUGCUGCCAGGCCCCUAAUCUGCCAUGGGCCCCUGUACCGCCUCCUCAUGCUGCUGCUGGGUCCAGAGUCUCUCAUGGGUCCCUGUACGGCCUCCCAUUGCUGCUGUCUCCAUCGCCACACUCUGCCAUGUGCCACUUUCAGGUCUCCUCACACUCCUGCUGGUUUCCAUUUUGUCAUAGGUUGCUGUAUGGCCUCCCAUUGCUGCUGCCUCCACCGCCACACUGUGGCUCCAAACACUGGUUUUGGCCCCGUGACUGGCCAAAUGAGUGAAGUGUGCGGUGAUUCUAAGAUCAACGGCACUCAUCUGCAUGUCAUACUG